Sceloporus undulatus (fence lizard) is the source of this 1563-nucleotide messenger RNA. Its product is annotated as protein CFAP20DC-like. The transcript has 8 exons. The record is from RefSeq and is a predicted model, not a curated record. The coding region runs from base 328 to 1563 and encodes 411 amino acids. Lineage: Eukaryota; Metazoa; Chordata; Lepidosauria; Squamata; Phrynosomatidae.
UUGCAGAGAGACAGUGGUUUAUUGAAUUGAUGGAGAUCUUUCUCAGUCCCAUCCCACUUUCAUGUUUCUCCUUACAGGAUAACUGAUUUAGGAAAGAUUAAAAGAAGAUUGUAUUUGUCAACGAUCCACAAGGAACUGUCUGUAACCCCGCUACAUGCAAAAAUACCUCUAGUUAUGAUCAAGCGCAAAAUUUGGUGCAAUCUGGGCAUUGACUUGGUAGCUUUCACCAGUGAGAUAUUCAAAGGAGCUGUUUUCCAAUCACUGGAUGGCAUAAUAGUUUUCAGCUAAUUGUAAGCUGCGAAGAGCUUCACUCUGAAAUCAAAGCCCAUGGAUACAACUGAUGAAGAUGUUGCUGGGCCAACAGAUACCAUACCUCGAGCUUGUCAGUUAAAUUCAGAUGUGCCACAAGUCACACAGCUGCUGAAUAUGGACAAACUCCGCCCAGCAGAACAAAAAUGUGUAGGUCAGCCCAUAAACUCAUCAGAAUUAGAUCAUCUAACGAACCGAGGAUCGGCCACUAUACGGAAUAGUAAAAAUCACGAUAUAUCGCACAUUGCAUUUGGAUCGAAAGUCUUUGGUCCACCUCCUCCCUCAGGUCGAAGAAUCAACACAAGAGCAUCUGGGGAGGUAACAAAAUCUGCAAGCAUUAAAACUAACAGAUCAUGCCAAGUGCCUGCCUUUGAAAAGGGGAAAGAGCCAAUACAGAUCAUUGGCAGGACUAAACGCUCCCCUUCUCCACUUGAUGUAGCAGCUUUAGAGCAAGGAAACAAAGAAAAUAUUCACUGCACAAACCAGAUGUUGGUGGAUCAAGAUGAAUGGGUCUUCCCUGACAAGGAAAGUUCUCAUCUCAAUUCCAGCAAUCCACUAUUAAUGGCUUGUGAAACAUCUUACAGCUUUUUCACCCCACCGUUGAAUGGUGACCAGAGCUCUGAAAACAAACAAGCAGUUGAAGAUGAGCAGGAGGAUAUUUUCACCUAUUCCUCAAAACCUAGAUCAGCACCUCAUGGGAAACCCUUAAAUCUUUCAUCAGAAAGCUGCAGCUUUGUGGAUUUAAAAGAAGAAGUCAGUGGAGUCUGGCGAGGAGCUCAAAUGGAAGAUGACUUCUGCGGAAAUGAGAGCAAUGAAGAAGAUAAUAGCUACAGUGAAUUUAUGCAAGAGGCUCAGAACAGCUCCUUUUUAUCAAGAUCAUCAGAACUUGUGAUUUCCAAAGAGAUUCCACUCAAAAUUACAUCCCAGAGUCCUGAAAAUUGUGCAAGCCAAGGAUAUGCAAAACGUGCUGGUGGGAAAGCUUUGUCACCAAGUACAGAAGAUUCAGUUGUGAUGACUGAUGAAAAGGCAGAUAACAUUCCAAGAAGCUUGUUGCCUACUUGCUGCUCGUCCCCAAGAGGAAGCAUACCAGGGCCCAGUAAGGAAACAUCUGAGGUAUCAAAGGAUGCAUCAAGUCUAUUGAGAACUUCCAUAAGUAGAAAAUCCCUGAAGGAAAUCCCAAAGGAGAAUUCAAAUCCAAGAGGCCACAUUCCUGUAAACAUGGUGACCAUGAGCAAAAAGCCCGUCACCGUCUGA